UUGGAAGUUUGAAAGCGAUGUUUAUUUGAAAAAAUGAUACGACUAGAAACAUUACGUCAGUUUUUCAUUGUUAGUGGUUUGACGAUAUGCAGCAUUUCUGAUGGAUUUAUUUUCGGCCAAAUGUCCGGUAUGGUGAAUGCUUUGAUCGGAAAAGAAGAUGGGAUAGCGCUUAGCGACAACGACGUGUCAUUAAUAGCAUCAUUAAUCAACGUCACAUGCAUUUUCGGCUUUGGUAUGGUCGCCGUCCUCGGAGAGAAGAUUGGUCGAAGACAUACCAUCGCGAUUCUUACCGUACCAGUUCUGAUCAGUUACAUCAUGGUAUAUUUUGGGAAAGAAAAAACGACUUUCUUUAUAUCGAGAAUUAUUGUCGGCGUCAGUUAUGGAGGAGUACUGUUAUUGAUAACCGUAGCUAUGGCGGAGUAUACGAACCCAAACAAUAGAGCAAUAUGUGUUAAUUAUAUAUCAUCUAUAGGACCUUCGAUUGGAACGAUGUUAGGACAUGUUUUAAGUACUUUAUUACAUUGGAGAACGGUGGCAUUAAUAGGACUAAUUCCAACAGGAUUAUCUGCCAUCUUACCAUUGUUUUGGAUUGAAAGUCCGUCGUGGCUCGCAACUAGGGGCAGAUUUGAGGAAUGUAAAGAAGCAUUCAUAUCAAUACGUGGUACGAGCCAAGAAGCUGAAGCUGAACUUCAAUUAUUAAUAGACACCGAAAGAAAAUCCCAAAGCGAAGUUAGAGCGAGUGGAAAAAAUUUUUCUAAAACAAUGGCCUUGUUGAGAAAAGCUUUGAAGCAAAAGUACUUUUGGAAAAUAUAUUCAUUAGCGAUAAUAAUCAACAUUUACAGAAUAGCCGCAGGCAAGUUAUUGUUCAGUACUUUAGCGAUUACAAUGCUCCAAGAAAUUACUGGUACUUCUAAUAUUUUAUUAUCUACUGUAAUAGUUGAUGGCUUUAUUAUUUUGGGGAAUAUACUUUCGUUCUUUGCUUUGAGUAAAAUGAAAAUGAGACCACUUAUGUUUUCGCUAGGCCUAGUAGCAAAUACAAUGCUGUUAAUUUUGAGUGCAUGUUUAUAUUUUAUACCUAAGACUAAUGCGUAUUAUUCUUGGAUAAACGUUUGUCUUUUAGCAUUUUACUUUAUACUAGCUUACACGGGACCAUAUGCUGUAAUAGAUAUUAUUAUAUCAGAAAUCUUUCCGUUAGAUUUAAAGUUAUUUUUCAUGUUAUUUGCUAGUUUUUUAAUAGCAUCUUUAUCAUUUCUCAGUAUAUAUAUAGCGCCGAUAAUGUUCGCAACAAUUGGGUACUCUGGCGUAUUCUUCUUAAAUGCUACAAUAUCGUUUAUAUGUCUAUUGUAUCUAUGGUUUUAUUUACCCGAAACAAAAGGUAGAACGUUACAAGAAAUAGAGUUAUUCUUUAAAAAAGGUAAAUUUUGCGAUUUACAAUCCAAUGAACAAGCCACAGGAUUACUUUGA
Molecule: messenger RNA, 1464 nt
Organism: Papilio machaon (common yellow swallowtail)
Lineage: Eukaryota; Metazoa; Arthropoda; Insecta; Lepidoptera; Papilionidae
Product: probable polyol transporter 3
Exons: 3
Coding region: 34-1464 (476 amino acids)
Biological process (GO): transmembrane transport
Cellular component (GO): membrane
Molecular function (GO): transmembrane transporter activity
Source: RefSeq, a predicted model, not a curated record